AUGAAAAAAUUCUUUGUUGUAUUUCAUUGUUUAAUUUUAUUAUAUGUACGACUUCCUCUUGAUUUUUUCAAAUAUGUAACAACAUUUUUCAGUCGUGAAAAUAAACCAACACUUUAUCAAAGAUACAUUUCCACAAUCAUAAGCACAAUUCUUGAAACUUUACCGUUAUGGAUGGUUAGAAGUCUGGUUUAUUCAUUCGGAUUUAUCAAUAAUCAUAUCCUCAAUGGGUUAUGGUUGGGAGGUUCUAAACGUAGUUAUUGGUGUCGUAAAUUAAAGAUUAAAGAUGCUAAUUGGAGAGGUUAUUUUAUUGCUGAAAAUGCUGAAAAAUUGGAUGUUGGUCAAGAUGCUGAUGUGGUGAUUUUAUACGCACAUGGUGGCGGAUUUGUUACGGGAGGAGCAUUACUUCAUUUUACAACAUUUAUCGAUUGGAUUCAAACAUGGAAAUCAACUUAUGGAACUACAACCCAGAUAUUAUCGGUUGAAUACGGGCUGGCACCUAAAAAUCCAUUCCCUGGAGCAAGAGAUAACAUGUUGGAAUGUUAUGAAUGGUUGGUGAAUGAACAAGGAAUCAAUCCUUCAAAAAUAGUUUUUGGCGGAAAUUUAGCAGUGAUUUCAGUGCUUGAACUUAUUCAAAAUCCUUAUGCGUACUCAGUAGAUCUACCUUCUUCACUUAUUUUACUAUCACCUUGUCUUUCGGGAUUACCAACUUCUAAAUCGUUUAGCAAAAAUAAAAGUUAUGAUAUAAUUAAUACGCAAUGGUUGGAGAGAUCUUUUAAUAAAUAUAUGAUUGAUACAAACCUAUCAUCACAAUGUUCUUUGAUUUCACCAAUCUAUGAAAAGAAAUUAGGUGGUCUACCCAAAAUUUGGGCUUGUGCUGGUGAAUUUGAAGUUUUUUUGGAUGAUGUAAAACAAUUCAUUGAGAAUGCUAGGUCACAAUCUGUCAACACUGAAUUUGUAAUGGAAAAUAAUAAUUUUCACGGUUACGCUGUUUGCAAACUUUUGGAUAGAAACAAUGGAAUCAAUCCUUCAAAAAUAGUUUUUGGCGGAAAUUUAGCAGUGAUUUCAGUGCUUGAACUUAUUCAAAAUCCUUAUGCGUACUCAGUAGAUCUACCUUCUUCACUUAUUUUACUAUCACCUUGUCUUUCGGGAUUACCAACUUCUAAAUCGUUUAGCAAAAAUAAAAGUUAUGAUAUAAUUAAUACGCAAUGGUUGGAGAGAUCUUUUAAUAAAUAUAUGAUUGAUACAAACCUAUCAUCACAAUGUUCUUUGAUUUCACCAAUCUAUGAAAAGAAAUUAGGUGGUCUACCCAAAAUUUGGGCUUGUGCUGGUGAAUUUGAAGUUUUUUUGGAUGAUGUAAAACAAUUCAUUGAGAAUGCUAGAUCACAAUCUGUCAACACUGAAUUUGUAAUGGAAAAUAAUAAUUUUCACGGUUAUGCUGUUUGUAAACUUUUGGAUAGAAACAAUGGUGCAAAAAAUACUUGUAGACACAUUGGAAGAUUUUUAUUUACUAAUUGA
This is a messenger RNA of Entrophospora sp. SA101, 1515 nucleotides long. The record is from the annotation of a GenBank genome assembly. NCBI's taxonomy places the organism in Eukaryota, Fungi, Glomeromycota, Glomeromycetes, Entrophosporales, Entrophosporaceae.